Messenger RNA from Sebastes umbrosus (honeycomb rockfish), 1204 nucleotides. RefSeq names its product mediator complex subunit 7 (gene med7). Lineage: Eukaryota; Metazoa; Chordata; Actinopteri; Perciformes; Sebastidae. Gene Ontology annotation, cellular component: mediator complex. Gene Ontology annotation, molecular function: transcription coregulator activity. The transcript has 2 exons. The record is from RefSeq and is a predicted model, not a curated record. The coding region runs from base 167 to 931 and encodes 254 amino acids. Gene Ontology annotation, biological process: regulation of transcription by RNA polymerase II.
CACUUAAAAGAGCCGGCUCUUUGAACCAGCUCGUUCGUGACUACACAUCACUAAUGUUAGCAGCUAAGCUAGUCAUGAGCUAACCGUCCGAGUAGACUCCUCUCUGACAUUUCAUAUCUAAAGUCUACAUCCAGUAACUGAGGGAGUCAUUUAAGAGGUGAGCAUCAUGGGUGAACCCCAGCAGGUUAGUGCCCUGCCUCCUCCACCUAUGCAGUACAUCAAAGAGUACACAGAUGAAAACAUCCGCAAGGGUCUGGCUCCUAAGCCACCUCCACCCAUCAGAGACACCUACAUGAUGUUUGGCAACCAGUUCCAGUGUGAUGACCUCAUCAUCCGACCACUGGAGAGCCAAGGCAUCGAGAGGCUCCAUCCGAUGCAGUUUGACCACAAGCGGGAGCUCAAGAAGCUCAACAUGUCCAUUCUCGUGAACUUUCUGGAUCUGCUGGACAUCCUCAUCAAGAGCCCUGGCAGUAUAAAGCGCGAAGAGAAGCUGGAGGACUUGAAGCUUCUGUUUGUUCAUUUGCACCACCUGAUAAAUGAGUACAGGCCACAUCAAGCCAGGGAGACGUUGAGGGUGAUGAUGGAAGUGCAGAAGAGACAGAGGCUUGAGACUGCCGAGAGGUUCCAGAAACAUCUGGAGAGGGUGGUGGAGAUGAUCCAGGGGUGCCUCGCCUCCUUACCCGACGACCUGCCACAGAUGGAGGGUGCGGAUGGUGCUGGUGAUGGGACGAGGAAUGCGCCUGCAGCAGCUAGUGGUGGUUGUUCCUCUGGGCAGGCCCCCAGGCUGAAAACUGAACCAAUGGAUGUAGAGGACGCAGGUGCCAGCUGUAUGGCAGCAGGUCACCAGGACAAGAGCACCCCUAUUUCAAAGAGGCACAAAAUGUGGGACAAGGAUUCCGCCAUGUGCAGUAUUAUUGAUGAAAUAGCUUAAGUUUUCAUUUUUUAGUAGUCGUGUUUCGUUUUUGUACACCUAAACUGUGUUUUUUGUUUUGUUUUUUGUAUGCUGAACUUAAAGUAUGCAAAUGUCUGCUGUGUUUUCACUUGGCCUGAAAUCCUAUCUGGAGCUGAAAGCCAUUAUGUAGGUAUUAUUAGUAGUUCCUGUGAAGAUAUUUGAAGAAUGUAAAUAUUGCACAGAUGAACUGGGGUGCCAACUUUCACUUUUUGUAAUAAAACCAAUAAAUAAAUUUUCCAAUUGCAGAAGGGG